UCCGCAGUUCCAUUUGUGAAAGCGGGGAGUUCACUUCAACAGAAUAACAUCGAUCGAGCAUGAGUGAUAAGGAUAAACUGCUACCUAACGAGGAUGGCAAAGGGCCACUCAGAGAUAUUUCUGGGAAAAAUAACUCUGUAAAUGCGCCCUGGUAUUUCGGAACUGGUUUCAUACUCUUCUGGAUGUUACUGUUCUUCGCAGUAGUGAUUCCUCUCUUCUACCGCCUGCCCCUAGCUCUGAUUGUAGAGGAUGGCAACGAUGGAGAAUUCAUUGGAGAACGCGCCUAUAACACUCUGAAUAACCUGGUCAAUAUCGGCCCAAAAGUGCCAGGCAGUAAUAACAAUGAGGUGGACGCUGCGCUUUUUCUGCUUAAUGAGAUAGCUGAUAUCAGGAAUAAUCUCCUCGAGGAAUACUUUACUCUAGAGAUCGACGUACAGAGAACCUCAGGUGCCCACAUCUAUAGCAAUCUGCUGGAAGUGUACCAAGAAGUUCAAAAUAUUGUUGUGAAAUUAUCAUCGAAGAAUUCCACAAGCGAGUCUUAUCUUCUGGUAAACAGUCACUUUGAUAGCGUGUUGACUUCUCCGGGUGCAGGUGACGAUGGAUUUAUGGUUGCCACCAUGUUGGAGAUAUUACGAGUAAUGGCAACAACAAAGCAACACUUUGAGCAUCCUGUCGUCUUCCUGUUCAAUGGAGACGAAGAAAUGGGCAUGCAAGCCUCUCAUGGUUUUAUAACCCAACACAAAUGGGCAGGAAAUUGCAAAGCCGUAGUCAAUUUGGAUGCUGGUGGUAGUGGAGGUCGCGAUAUUUUAUUCCAAACUGGACCUUCGCAUCCAUGGUUAGCCAAUUAUUAUAAGAAAAGUGCCAAACAUCCUUUUGCUACAACUUUGGCUGAGGAAAUCUUUCAAGCUGGACUUAUACCUUCAGAUACGGACUAUCGUAUCUUCGUACAACAUGGCAAUAUUCCAGGUGUCGACAUUAGCCAGUUUACUAAUGGAUUCAUCUACCACACCAAAUACGAUCGCACUGACGUGAUCCCUCGGGGAUCCAUCCAGAACACUGGUGAUAACGUGCUCAGCCUUGUAAGGGCUUUAGCUAAUGCUCCCGAAUUAUACAAUGUGCAGGCAUAUGAGACAGGAAAUUCCAUCUUCUUUGACUUCCUGGGACUCUUCUUCGUCAACUAUUCUGAAGAAACUGGAAAGAAUCUGAACUAUAGCAUUGCUGGAGUUACACUCAUCCUGAUCUUUAUUUCCGUAUGGCGGAUGUCUGCAAUUUCAUGUCUAUCCUGUUGUCACGUGGUUCAGCGUCUUAUAUUCCUGUUGAUUAUUCAGAUUAUAGCUCUUUCUCUAAGUCUGACAUUGCCUUUAUUGGUAGCUUAUUUCUUUGACAGUUUCGGAUUGUCCUUAACCUACUUCAGUUCGCCCUACCUGCUUAUUGGAUUAUAUAUAUGUCCAUCACUUAUUGGUCUAACUCUCCCCAUUACAAUUUACUAUCAAUCGUUGCAGCAAAAUAAACUGCCUUCUAUAUACCACCUCCAAUUGGCAUUGCAUAGCUGGGCAAUUCUUUUAUCGUUUUUGGCUCUUGGAAUUACCGCAUAUGGAAUACGUUCCGUAUAUAUUCUCACAUUUUCGAUUGUUUUUUAUACCAUAUCCUUGGUAAUAAAUUUAUUGACAACAUUUCACGAUCGUGGCUACAGUUGGGCUGGCUCGGUUAUGAGUUUCCAGGUGAUACCUUAUCUCUAUAUUAGCUACGUCAUUUAUAUUUUUAUUGUGGCCAUGACACCUAUAAACGGUCGCUCUGGAAGUGCUUCAAAUCCAGACACAAUGAUUGCAGUCUUGGCAGCCCUAGGUACCGUGUUAUCCUUUGGAUUUUUGGCUCCUUUAAUCAACAUGUUCCGUCGACCAUCCUUCGUAGUACUCACUCUAGUGCUGGUUAGUGGAAUUACCAUGUACUUGGCUAGUAGUACUCAAAUCGGGUUCCCUUAUCGACCCAAGACUAAUAGUGAGCGAGUCAUGUAUCAGCACGUGAGGAGAAUCUUUUACGAGUACGAUGGAACUAUAAGCAAGGAUGAAUCCGGCUACUUGUUUAACUUCCAAGAUAGGCGAGAAGAACGACCUUUCGUCGGGGUUAAUCUGACGGGAUCGGUGAGAACGAGAUCCGAAUGCGAAAAGCAUAUGAUGUGUGGAAUGCCUUUGUUCGAUGAGCGUUGGGUUCAUAACCGUCUAGAGGGAAUGUGGUUACCACGCGAAACUAUUGAGCCUCCAUUCCCAACCAAACUGGAACUAUUAAGCAAAACAGUGUUGGAAAACAAAAGGACUGUUCGCUUUGAGUUUAGAUUAACUGCACCUCAGUACGUGUCUUUGUUUAUUGAACCCUAUAAAGAUGAUUUCGUCACUAUUAGCAAUUGGACAUUCUCCCAGACUUAUCUAAAAAAUCCUCCGGCCUAUCCACUCUCCUAUCACAUAUACAUCACAUAUGGAUCACAUAGUCCAACAAUAGAGUUUAUGUUGGAACUUUCGAAACCGAAUGGAGACUUUAAAGUUCCCCUAUUCCAAUUGGGAGUUUCGGCGCAUUCUCUUGGACAUAAGGGCGAUGUGAUCAGUGAGAAGUUCGCCACUACAUUCCCAUAUUAUGCUGUGGUAGUUCAUUGGCCUUCAGAGUAUCAAAGACAUAUAUUUUAAUAACUGAUGUAAAAUAAAGUUAAGUUAUAGAAAUUAAAGCCUAAAGACGGAUCUCUUUAAA
Molecule: messenger RNA, 2739 nt
Organism: Drosophila innubila
Lineage: Eukaryota; Metazoa; Arthropoda; Insecta; Diptera; Drosophilidae
Product: endoplasmic reticulum metallopeptidase 1-like
Exons: 10
Coding region: 60-2678 (872 amino acids)
Biological process (GO): proteolysis
Molecular function (GO): metalloexopeptidase activity
Source: RefSeq, a predicted model, not a curated record